AUGCCCGCGGAAAAGAAGAUCCACCCCCUCAAGCAGGUGCAGACCUUCGGCAAGAAGAAGACGGCGAUUGCUGUCGCUACGGUGACGAAGGCCUCGCAGUGCAACAUCCGCGUGAACGGCGUUCCCGUCUCGCAGAUUCUCCCAGAGACACUCCGCGCAAAGAUCAUGGAAGCCGUCAACGUUGUUGGCGCACGUCAGUUUGCACGUCUGCGCAUUGAUGUGACCGCUCGUGGUGGUGGUCAGGUCGCCCAGGCUUAUGCCACGCGUCAGGCUAUUGCGAAGGGUCUCGUUGCGUACUUCCAGAAGUACAGGAAUGAGGUGGAGAAGGCUGCGGUGAAGGAUAAGUACCUCGCAUACGACAAGUUCCUCCUGAUCGCUGAUCCUCGCCGCUGCGAGCCAAAGAAGUGGGGCCGUCACUCUGCCCGCACCCGCUUCACGAAGUCGUACCGUUAA
Molecule: messenger RNA, 453 nt
Organism: Trypanosoma theileri
Lineage: Eukaryota; Euglenozoa; Kinetoplastea; Trypanosomatida; Trypanosomatidae
Product: 40S ribosomal protein S16
Exons: 1
Coding region: 1-453 (150 amino acids)
Biological process (GO): maturation of SSU-rRNA from tricistronic rRNA transcript (SSU-rRNA, 5.8S rRNA, LSU-rRNA); translation
Cellular component (GO): cytosolic small ribosomal subunit; ribosome
Molecular function (GO): RNA binding; structural constituent of ribosome
Source: RefSeq, a predicted model, not a curated record